UACCCGUGUGCACGGUGCGGGUCGUGGCCGCCGCUUCUCCGCUUCUUCCCCUCCCCUACUUUCCUCCCUCCCUCCCUUUCCCUCCCUGGGCAGCGGUCGGUAGCCUGUCGCAGACUCCCUGACCCAUCCCUAAACCUUAUCCUGACCUCGGUGCCACCGCGUAGGCCUCCUUUUCCUGUUUCCAGGCCCAGCCCAGUGUCGGGCGGGGGCCUCGAGGAGGCAGGGGCGCUGCAGCUGAGGAGAGAAACGACAAGACGACCCUCGGCUCCGCGGCAGGAUCGCUCGAUUCGCCGCCGCCAUGGCGAUGAGGCAGACCCCGCUCACCUGCUCGGGUCACACGCGGCCUGUGGUGGAUUUGGCUUUCAGUGGCAUCACUCCUUACGGCUAUUUCUUAAUCAGCGCUUGCAAAGAUGGUAAACCUAUGCUACGCCAGGGAGAUACAGGAGACUGGAUUGGAACAUUUUUGGGCCAUAAGGGUGCUGUUUGGGGUGCAACAUUGAAUAAGGAUGCCACCAAAGCAGCUACAGCAGCUGCCGACUUCACAGCUAAAGUGUGGGAUGCUGUCUCAGGAGAUGAGUUGAUGACCCUGGCUCAUAAACACAUUGUCAAGACUGUGGAUUUUACGCAGGAUAGUAAUUACUUGUUAACCGGAGGACAGGAUAAACUGUUACGUAUAUAUGACUUGAACAAACCUGAGGCGGAACCUAAGGAAAUCAGUGGUCACACCUCUGGUAUUAAAAAGGCUCUAUGGUGCAGUGAGGAUAAACAGAUUCUUUCAGCUGAUGAUAAAACUGUUCGACUUUGGGAUCAUGCUACUAUGACAGAAGUGAAAUCUUUAAAUUUUAAUAUGUCUGUUAGCAGUAUGGAAUAUAUUCCUGAGGGAGAGAUCUUGGUAAUAACUUAUGGACGAUCUAUUGCGUUUCAUAGUGCAGUAAGUUUGGAUGCAAUUAAAUCUUUUGAAGCUCCUGCAACCAUCAAUUCUGCAUCUCUUCAUCCUGAGAAAGAAUUUCUUGUUGCAGGUGGUGAAGAUUUUAAACUUUAUAAGUAUGAUUAUAAUAGUGGAGAGGAAUUAGAAUCCUACAAAGGACACUUUGGUCCUAUUCACUGUGUGAGAUUUAGUCCUGAUGGAGAACUCUAUGCUAGUGGUUCUGAAGAUGGAACAUUGAGACUGUGGCAAACUGUGGUAGGAAAAACAUAUGGCCUUUGGAAAUGUGUGCUUCCCGAAGAAGAUAGUGGUGAACUGGCAAAGCCGAAGAUCAGUUUUUCAGAGACAGCGGAAGAAGAGCUAGAAGAAAUUACUUCAGAGAAUUCAGAUGCUAUCUAUAGUUCAACUCCUGAAGUAAAGGCCUGAUCAUCAGGCAUAUGCCACAUAUAGUAUACACUUACGAACUUAAACAAGCAAGCAGAGACAAGUGACAGCCUUCCAGAGUUACUCUCUGCUUAAAGAAAACAGCAGUAAAUAAUGAGGAAUAUGAAUUAGCUCCAGUGCUGGAACUAACUUGGUGUUACCUGUAAGUGAAAAUGAAAGUGUAUCAGAUGAAGGCAGGUGUAGUUAUACUCUUAUAGUGUGAUGGCCUGUUGUCUUUUUAAUGAAUAUAUGCAAGCCAACAUCCAAUUUCUCUUACUACACUUAGAUCUCUUGUAGCUGUUUAUGUUAUUAUGGAGAAGAAAAAUAUAUUUGCCUAUUUUUCUGACUUUUACCUUAAAGCAGAAUGCUUGGUUUUUUUUUUUUUUUUUUUUUUUUUUGCUGUAGUUGUAAAGAAGAGGGAAAUACAUGAUAAAGUAACUGGUUUGUUUUCUCUUUCGUUGUAUACUGCUUCUGAACAUCUAAUUGUUUUUACUUAUCUAAAUAAAAUGCCUCUAAACAAAUCAAUGUUUGUUUCUUGGGAAAAAUAGAAAAAUGGAUAGGUUUGAGUUUUAUAACUGGAAAUCACCCAAAAGUUUUUCUGUAUCAUAACUAGUAUCAAAAGACAACAUGAUUAAAGAAUCCAAGUUACAUACUGUUUUGUAAUUUUGAAAUUCAAUUACUUAUACUGAAUUUUUGAAAUUUUCUUGUCCUUUGCUGGGUUGCAUUAUCUCUUUCCUAGAUGAGAGAGAAAUGCUUGAUUUGCCUUAUUAAAAACCUUCCAGAAUAAUUAUUAAAGUGACAGAUGCUAGUUUAAGAAAAAAUAAAGCAAAUCAGAAUUGGCAGAAAAAUCACUCAAUCCCACCCCCCCAAAAUUUAUUGAACAUUAAUGCAUGUUAAUAUGUAUACCUCUGUGUGUGUAUCUGUAGAUAGAAAAAAAAGAUUUUAUACAAAUGGAAUAAUUGUAGACCUGCAGUGGUUAUUUUACUUUAUCCUUUAUGUUCAGGUGGGAUUCAAAAAGCCUUUCUACCAACCUUCUAAUAAAAUGGAUCAACUAAGUUUAGACUUUUAUUUAUUUUUUAAAAAGGGAAGAAUAUUAAUUAGACUAGUAAUAUGGAAAAAGUUUAGAUAAAAAAUAUCUGCCAAAUUGCUUUUUCUCUCCUUAUUUAUCUUGUGAAUGACCCAUGAUAACUUUCGUUAAACAACCAACCAAAGAAUAAAAUAAGUUUUUGAGGAUUGUGGUUACCGGAAGGAAGCACUCUUGGCUAUGAUAGCCUUAAAGGACCAAGAGGGGUGUGCUGUGGGGAGAGCCAACUGAUGUGAAGGUCCACAGGGCCUCAUAGAGAAAUAGUGUUUGUGUCACCUUGUCCUCUGCCUUGUGGCAGCAGUAUUGUCAAUGUACCAUGGGUUGCUCAGGCUCUAGUUGACUUAUCCUAAAUAAAGUUGAGAUUUAUGUACCACA
Molecule: messenger RNA, 2807 nt
Organism: Manis pentadactyla (Chinese pangolin)
Lineage: Eukaryota; Metazoa; Chordata; Mammalia; Pholidota; Manidae
Gene: STRAP
Product: serine/threonine kinase receptor associated protein
Exons: 10
Coding region: 299-1351 (350 amino acids)
Biological process (GO): spliceosomal snRNP assembly
Cellular component (GO): SMN complex
Molecular function (GO): protein binding; RNA binding
Source: RefSeq, a predicted model, not a curated record